UGUGGUUACUCUCGUGAGAAGAAGAAGAAGAAGACGUAUAAAGUAGAAAAGAGUAAAAGCGUUCUUCUCUUCUUCUCGUUUCUCUACACAGCACAGACCCAUUCACGACCAAAGCGAAGGCGAUCUUCUGGAUUCUCGGUGGCCGUCGAGUCAUGGCGACGCCUAACGGAGCAAAGAGUCCGUCGAGGAUGGGCCCCAUGGUUUUGUUUUAUUCUAUAUUGCUUACGUUUCAGUACGGAGCCCAGCCUCUGAUCUCCAAACGCUGCAUCGGGAAGGAGGUUAUUGUAACUUCAUCUGUUUUGACGUGCGAGAUUGUUAAGGUCAUAUGUGCUCUGGUUCUCAUGGCAAGAGAUGGUAGUUUGAAGGGAUUAGCUAAAGAGUGGACGUUGAUGGGAUCCUUGACUGCAUCAGGACUUCCUGCAGCCAUUUAUGCACUUCAGAACAGUCUGCUGCAGAUCUCGUACCGGAGUCUUGAUUCCUUGACUUUUUCUAUUCUGAAUCAGACAAAAAUCUUCUUCACAGCAUUCUUUACGUUCAUCAUACUAAGGCAGAAACAAUCAAUUCAGCAAAUAGGAGCUUUGGGUUUAUUGAUCAUGGCUGCAGUACUUCUAAGUUUUGGUGAAGGCUCAAACAAGAGUUCAAGUGGCUUUAGUCCAGAUCAAGUGCUGUUUCAUGGAAUUAUCCCGGUCUUGGCAGCGUCUGUGCUCUCGGGUUUAGCCUCAUCUCUGUGUCAAUGGGCUUCUCAGGUGAAGAAGCAUUCAUCGUACUUAAUGACAGUCGAAAUGUCUAUUGUUGGAAGCCUCUGCUUGUUAGUAAGUACCCUUAAAUCUCCAGAUGGUGAAGCGAUUAAAAGAUUUGGCUUCUUCCAUGGUUGGACUGCUUUAACAAUGGUCCCAGUAAUAAGCAAUGCCCUCGGUGGAAUUCUCGUUGGCCUAGUUACAUCACAUGCCGGUGGCGUAAGAAAGGGAUUUGUGAUUGUGUCGGCAUUACUUGUGACCGCGCUACUUCAGUUUGCGUUUGAAGGAAAACCGCCUUCAUCGUAUUGUCUCGUGGCACUUCCUCUGGUGAUCAGUAGUAUCUCAUUGUACCAGAAAUAUCCAUACCUGGACAAGAAGAAGAAGAAGGUCUAAGAACUUUUCCCCAUCUUCUCUAUUCACAGGGCCGAUAUUCAUGGACUGGCUCGGAUUUUGGCCCAUGUGUUUGAAAUUGGGCCCAUAAUAUUUGAUCCCAUUCUCACAUUGGGGAACAACGGAAGAAUUAACUGAAACAUGUUUAUAAUGUUUCUUGGAUUGGUAACGACAAUAAUGCGAAUCUAAUCCCUACCAUAACUAAAAUUGAUUACAAAGUCAAAACACAGUAAAUAGCUUUGAAUAGUGAACAAUUGUCUUGAUAAGGAAAAAAAUGCAAAUGUUUUGAAUAAGAAUAAUUGGCGGUAUUUCGUAUAAACGCGAUUUCAUCAACGGCGAACAAAAAGAAUAAUCAUCCUUGGAAUCCAAAAAAGAAUGGCGACGAUGCCACAUUUAGCGAAAUACAAGCUUGUAUUCCUCGGCGAUCAAGCCGUCGGCAAAACCAGCAUCAUCACUUGUUUCAUGUACGGUAACUUCGACACCAAUUAUCAGGCUACAAUUGGAAUUGAUUUUUUGACCAAAUCAAUGCGGCAUGAAGAUAGGACCUUUCGUCUUCAAAUGUGGGAUACUGCUGGACAAGAGAGAUUUAAAAGUCUAAUCCCAAGUUAUAUCAGAGAUUCUUCUGUUGCUGUAAUUGUCUAUGAUGUUGCAAAUAAGCAAUCAUUUAUUAACACCUCCAAGUGGAUUGAAGAUGUUCGUGCAGAAAGAGGCAGUCAGGUUAUCAUUGUUCUUGUUGGUAACAAAACCGAUCUUGUUCACAAAAGGCAAGUUUCAAUAGAGGAAGGUGAUAGUAAAGCUCGUGAGGUUGGAGCUUUGUUCAUAGAGACUAGUGCAAAAGCUGGCUUCAACAUUAAGCCUCUGUUCUGUAAGAUUGCAUCGGCGUUACAGGGAACUGAGAAACUUACUUUGACGAAAGAAGAAGAUUUGGUGGAUGUGAACCUAAAGCCAAUAACCGGUUCUUCUCAGGCAGAGCAACAACAGGGAAACUGUUCUUGUUAAUUAUACAUUAUACAUAGCUUUUUAAAGAGUUAGGAACAUGGAAAAAUAAACAUUCAUAUGUUUUGAAAUUUUAAUGUUACAACGAAGAGCUUUUCGUGUGCAAUAUGAUAUCUCUCUGUAAAAGUCGGUUUUGAACUUGAUUUUAACUGAU
Molecule: messenger RNA, 2277 nt
Organism: Thlaspi arvense
Lineage: Eukaryota; Viridiplantae; Streptophyta; Magnoliopsida; Brassicales; Brassicaceae
Source: the annotation of a GenBank genome assembly